Messenger RNA from Suillus plorans, 784 nucleotides. Its product is annotated as kinase-like domain-containing protein. Bases 1 to 762 code for a protein of 253 amino acids. Gene Ontology annotation, molecular function: ATP binding; protein kinase activity. The transcript is spliced from 4 exons. NCBI's taxonomy places the organism in Eukaryota, Fungi, Basidiomycota, Agaricomycetes, Boletales, Suillaceae. Gene Ontology annotation, biological process: protein phosphorylation. The record is from RefSeq and is a predicted model, not a curated record.
AUGACACUUCGGAGGCUCACACACGACUUGCAGCGGAAUAUUAAGCUGAAACACGCCAAUCUGUUACCUUUGCUGGGUAUAACUCAAGGGUUUGGUCCACUGCCUGCCAUCGUCUCCCCAUGGAUGAAAAAUGGCUCACUUACCAUGCUCCUGCAACGUGAUUUCCAGCAAAUCACUCUCCCUCGAAAACUCCAAAUCCUCAAAGAUGUCGCUUCAGCUCUUCAGUACUUACAUGGUGAUCUCACCGGCGUGAGUACCACAGAUAUCUCCUUCAAAACAAUUAUUGACGCGACUCAGAACAACAUUCUCAUCAAUGAGACCAGAAACACCUUUGUGGCUGACCAUGGGAUUCUCGUUUGUUGUGCCGAACUCAAUGGCACGUCAUACAUCAGAAGCAAUGUGCGAUGGGCUGCACCUGAACUCUUUGAAGUUCCGGAAGAUGAGAAGUCAAUAAACCCGCCCCAAAUGGCAUCAGACAUCUAUUCUUUCAGGUGCAUCAUAUCGCAGGUCUUCACAGGAAAGGUUCCGUAUUCCGAAUUUCGGGAUGACCAUGAAGUUACAGUACAGAUACUCAGAGGCCGAAAGCCUGCCAGACCAAUGACUUCAUCCAUCACCGAUACUCUAUGGGAUUUCACGCAGAAGUGCUGGCUUGAUAAAUCGGAACAACGGCCUUCAGCCAACGGAGUCCUGACAUUUAUACAAGGACAGCUAGAGGAAAGCUCCUGCUCUCAUGCGACUCGUGAUGCCACGGCAGUUUCCUAGCUUUGUAUGUUAUAUGCUCUGU